Messenger RNA from Lolium perenne, 2262 nucleotides. RefSeq names its product probable flavin-containing monooxygenase 1. Lineage: Eukaryota; Viridiplantae; Streptophyta; Magnoliopsida; Poales; Poaceae. Gene Ontology annotation, molecular function: NADP binding; N,N-dimethylaniline monooxygenase activity; flavin adenine dinucleotide binding. The record is from RefSeq and is a predicted model, not a curated record.
UGCCGCUCUCUCGCCCUAGCUCUCUCGCUUACACCGAGCAAGCACUCCAGCAGCAAACUAGCUAGCCUCCAACGCCGGCCGCCACUCCAUCCAUCACCUCGCUCCGACACACAGCUAGCUCCACCGCACCCUCGCUCCACCUAGCCGCCUUUCGUUCGACGGCCAUGGCGAACCGUGCCACGAGGGAGGUCGUGCCGGCGUCGUCGAGGGUGGCGAUCAUCGGCGGCGGGAUCAGCGGGCUGGCCUCGGCGAAGCAGAUGGCCGCUUACGACCCCGUGGUGUUCGAGGCCACGCCUUCCAUCGGCGGUGUCUGGAAGCACUGCGUCUACCGCACCACGCGCCUCCAGACGCCGCGCCCGGACUACGAGUUCUCCGACUACUCGUGGCCCAACCGCGACGAUCCGACGUUCCCGACCCACACCGAGAUCGUCGACUACUUGGAGGGGUACGCCGACGAGUUCGACCUCUGGCGCUACAUCGCGUUCGGGUCCAAGGUGGUGGACAUCAAGUACCUCGGCGGCCCCCAGGCCGGGUUCACGGAGCUCUGGAGCGGCACAGGCAAGGCGCCGCUCCAGGGAAGGCCCAUGUGGGAGGUCGGGGUCGCCACCGGCGGCGUCGUCCAGUAUUACAAGUUCGAGUUCAUCGUGAUGUGCGCGGGGAAGUACGGCGAUGUUCCGCGGAUGCCGGUGUUCCCGGCGGGGAAGGGGCCGGAGGUGUUCAAGGGGCAGGUGAUGCACUCGCUGGACUACUGCAAGCUGAGCGAGGAGGAGAGCGUGGAGCUGAUGCGAGGGAAGAAGGUUGUGGUGGUCGGGUACAAGAAGAGCGCCAUUGAUCUAGCCAAUGAAUGCGCUCAAGCAAACCAAGGUGAGGGAGGUCAGGCGUGCACGAUGCUAGUGCGGACGCUGCACUGGGUGGUGCCUUCUUACUCCAUCUGGGGACUGCCAUUCUUCAUCUUCUUCUCCACACGCUUCUCCCAGCUCAUCUACGAGCGCCCCAACCAGGGCUUCUUCAGAUUCCUCCUCUGCCUCCUCUUCAGCCCACUGAGGACGGCGGUUUCCAAGUUCAUCGAGUCGUACCUGUCGUGGAAGCUUCCGCUGGGCAAGUACGGGCUGACGCCGGACCACCCCUUCGUGGAGGACUACGCCAGCUGCCAGAUGGCCAUCCUCCCCGACGGCUUCUUCGACAUGGCUGACCGCGGCCUCGUCCGCUUCCAGCGGGCCUCCGGCGGCUGGAGCUUCUGCGAGGACGGCGUCGUCCUCGCUGACGGCACCAAGGUGGAGGCCGACCUCGUCUUCCUCGCCACCGGUUUCGAGGGCAAGGACAAGCUCCGCGCCGUCCUCCCCGACCCCUUCCGCAGCCUCGUUGUCAACAAGUCCUCCAUGAUGCCCCUCUACCGCGGCACCAUCCACCCGCUGAUCCCCAACAUGGCCUUCGUGGGCUACGUGGAGAGCGUCUCCAACCUGCACACUUCGGAGCUGCGCUGCCGGUGGCUCUCGGGGCUGCUGGAGGGGCGGUUCGAGCUGCCGAGUGUCAAGGCCAUGACGGCGCACGUCGAGGACGAGGUGGAGGCCAUGCGCCGCACCACGCGCUUCUACCGCCGCCACUGCAUCUCCACCUACAGCAUCCACGACAGCGACGGGAUGUGCGCCGACCUCGGCGCCGCCACGCGCCGCAAGGCCAACUGGAUCGCCGAGCUCUUCGCGCCCUACAACAACAAGGACUACCAGGAAGAUCAGUAAAUCAAUUAAUACGUACAAACGUACAUUUACUCGUGCCGAUCAAUACACGGCCGAGUAUGCAUGUACGCAUAUAGCAGUAUAAUCCAUUCUUUCAGUCAAAAUAUUCCGUUGGUAUAGUAAUAGAAUAUCAUCUACAUCUACGUGAUUGGCUCGUAUAAUAAUUAGGUAAUAAGAAGAUUCGUUAUUCUUGUAAUACUACUAGUAUACAAAUGUAAGUUAGGGAUGGGUGGUGACUAAUAAUCAAGGACUUGGUCGUGAUCAAGUGUCAUGUGAACUGAUGAGCGUUCGGUUAAGGACUGGAGACCGCGAGGUCUCGCCCGCGACCGCAAGAUCUCUGCAAGAGGAAUCAUAACUGGAGCGGGACCAUGUGAGUCGAGGAGCAUGUAGACCGUAGCUAGGUCGAUCGGUGUGUACGUAUAUAUGUACUUCUUGGAACAAAGAAUAGUCGUACUAAGUGGUACACUGUGUGUCAUUCAGUCCCCUGUAAUUCUUGUACUUUUGUGAAUGUAACUGUUCAUUUUUA